This is a messenger RNA of Malaya genurostris, 1260 nucleotides long. RefSeq lists its product as uncharacterized. The record is from RefSeq and is a predicted model, not a curated record. The transcript has a single exon. Lineage: Eukaryota; Metazoa; Arthropoda; Insecta; Diptera; Culicidae. Gene Ontology annotation, molecular function: nucleic acid binding. Bases 1 to 1260 code for a protein of 419 amino acids.
AUGAGCUUCUGUUUUCCUAUCAACCAGUUAAGAUCCUUCAGCCCACUAAACGUAUCAUUUUGUCGCAAAUCGCCAGCCUGUUCGACCCUCUGGGUUUGCUCGCUCCAAUUCUCCAAGGUGGACUGGGAUGAAACUCCCCCUGGUGAGUUGAUUGAUGAUUGGAUAGUUUUAGCACAGAAUCUGUUCGCUCUCAAUUCAUUUCAGAUACCACGAAGAGUCGUCUACGCUCGAAGCCUUACACGACUCUACCUGCACGGCUACAGUGACGCUUCCGAGAAGGCAGUGGGUGCCUGCAUAUACAUUCGAUCCGUCGACGAAGAUGGCAACCAUUCAUCGCAUCUUCUUUGUGCAAAAUCGAAAACAGCACCGAUCGGGAAAGGUCGGUCGACCAUACCUCGCUUGGAGUUAAAUGCUGCGGUGAUCUUGGCACGUCUAAUCAGCAAUGUUACUGCAGCUUUGGCAAAACAGUUUCACGAAAUUCGAGCCUACGGUGAUUCCCAGGUAGCAUUGGCAUGGAUAUCUGGCGGAGCGUCUAGAUGGAAAACAUAUGUUGGAAAUCGCGUAGCCGAAAUCGCAACUCUCUUGCCGUCGAUCAACUGGUAUCACGUUGGCACCCACGACAACCCUGCAGAUAUAAUAUCGCGAGGUGCUCUUCCGGUUAAUUUGAAAACGAAUGCUCUUUGGUGGCAUGGUCCAAAUUGGCAGCAUUCAUCACCACAUCGAGAUCUAAACGAUGCACAAAGGCAACAAGUAGACCGUGAACGAAAAUCUGUGGCAGUCGGUCUCAUGGUCGCAUAUCAAAACUAUUUUUUAAAUGAGAUGUUAACUCGUUACUACCCAAACAAACAAAUGUUGCUACGUGUCACUGCUCGUCUUUUGAGAUUCGAUUCCCGUGGACCUGAACGUCUAACAUCUGCAGAGUUGGAUAAGGCUCUUUUAAUAUAUGUAUCGCACACACAGAAAUCUCACUUCUCGAAUGACAUCAACCGUUCGAAAGAAGGAAAAAUUGUGUCUAGCGGAAGUUCUAUUCGUUUACUCGAUCCUUAUUUGAAUGCAGACGGGCUUCUCAGGGUGGGCGGCCGUAUCCGUCAAUCAGAGCUAAAUUAUGAUACAAAACAUCAGCUACUGCUACCUCGGCGUUCUAUAUUCACUUGUCUAAUAUUAUAUGACGCUCAACAACUUUCUUUGCGGACCGCAAACUUUGCUAGCAAUUUCUCGUCAACGUUUUUGGAUACCGUAUGGGACAAGUGCGGCUCGUAA